Molecule: messenger RNA, 956 nt
Organism: Daucus carota subsp. sativus
Lineage: Eukaryota; Viridiplantae; Streptophyta; Magnoliopsida; Apiales; Apiaceae
Product: protein RER1A
Exons: 4
Coding region: 170-757 (195 amino acids)
Biological process (GO): protein retention in ER lumen; retrograde vesicle-mediated transport, Golgi to endoplasmic reticulum
Cellular component (GO): Golgi membrane
Source: RefSeq, a predicted model, not a curated record
ACUGACGAUAUUCUCGUCAAAAACUAAUAUUACAGAUAUUGAUUUUCUACAUCUAACAAAACAGAGCCCUGUCUUCCUAUUUUUAAUCUUCAGACCCAUCUCUCUCUCUUCUCUCUCUCUCUCUCCCAUUAUCGUCGGAGAUCUAUCAGGGUUAUCAGGCUUUGCUUCGAUGGAAGGUGUUGGAGGUGAGGGUGCCUCUGCUACGGCACCUCUUAAUCAGUGGAGACGUGAUGUUUGGAAGCUCUUCCAGUUUUAUUUGGACAAGUCUACUCCACACGCGGUUUAUAGAUGGGUUGGAACUGCAGUUUUAGCAUUUCUUUAUGCGCUGCGUUGUUAUUAUGUUCAAGGCUUCUACGUUGUUAGUUACGGGCUUGGGAUCUAUCUGCUGAACUUGUUGAUUGGCUUUCUGUCUCCUCUUGUUGAUCCAGAACUGGAACCUUCCAAUGGGCCUAUGUUGCCCACAAAAGGUUCUGAUGAGUUCAAGCCUUUUAUUCGCCGUCUUCCAGAGUUCAAGUUCUGGUAUGCGAUAACAAAAGCAUUUUGUGUGGCAUUUCUCAUGACCUUCUUUUCUAUGUUUGAUGUACCUGUCUUUUGGCCUAUAUUACUAUUUUACUGGCUGGUGCUGUUUCUCCUUACAAUGAAGCGCCAAAUUAUGCACAUGAUUAAGUACAAAUAUGUCCCUUUCAACAUCGGAAAGCAGAAGUACAAGGGGAAGAAGCCUUCAGGGAGCGGCGGAAGCACUUCCAGAGGAGAUUGAAACCACGGUGGUUCAUAGCUUAGGCCUAGUAGAGAUCGAUGCAAAGAUAUAGCCAAGAAGCAAACUGUUAUAGCUUUCUAUCAUAAUGUACAACUGUAUUUAGAUUGUAUUAAAUUUGAAGAAGGAUCCUAUAAACAUGUAUUUCAACUCUUCCAACUUCCAAGCAGUCUUUACAGGAUGAUCUACUGGUUAUAUUCUA